AUGGCGGCACCAGCCCCGGGGCCUGGCGGAGCCUCUGGUGGCGCUGGCUGUAGCGGCGGCGGCGGCGCGGUCGGCGGCUCGGGAUCCGGGUCCGCGGGCGCAGGGGGCCGGCUGCCCAGCCGGGUGCUGGAGUUGGUGUUUUCCUACCUGGAGCUGUCCGAGCUGCGGAGCUGCGCCCUGGUGUGCAAGCACUGGUACCGCUGCCUGCACGGUGAUGAGAACAGCGAGGUGUGGCGGAGCCUUUGCGCCCGCCGCCUGGCAGAAGAGGCUCUGCGCACGGACAUCCUCUGCAACCUGCCCAGCUACAAGGCCAAGGUGCGUGCUUUCCAACAUGCCUUCAGCACUAAUGACUGCUCCAGGAAUGUCUACAUUAAGAAAAAUGGUUUUACUUUACAUCGAAACCCCAUUGCUCAGAGUACUGAUGGUGCAAGGACCAAGAUUGGUUUCAGUGAGGGCCGCCAUGCAUGGGAAGUGUGGUGGGAAGGCCCUCUGGGCACUGUGGCAGUGAUUGGAAUUGCUACAAAACGAGCCCCCAUGCAAUGCCAAGGGUAUGUGGCAUUACUGGGCAGUGAUGACCAGAGCUGGGGCUGGAAUCUGGUGGACAAUAAUCUACUACAUAACGGAGAAGUCAAUGGCAGUUUUCCACAGUGCAACAAUGCACCAAAAUAUCAGAUAGGAGAAAGAAUUCGAGUCAUUUUGGACAUGGAAGAUAAGACUUUAGCUUUUGAACGUGGAUAUGAGUUCCUGGGGGUUGCCUUUAGAGGACUUCCAAAGGCCUGCUUAUAUCCAGCAGUUUCUGCUGUAUAUGGCAACACAGAAGUGACUUUGGUUUACCUUGGAAAACCUUUGGAUGGAUGACAGUGGCUUUCUUUGGAUGAAAAACUGAAUGGAGAAGAUACCUGCUUGUGGAAAGUAGAAUCAUGAAGUGACAGUGUCAUACAUGCAUGCCCAAGAAACAUCCUGAAAAACACAUGAAAUUGUUAACUGGAGAAGCAACUCUACAGCAGAGAUUAUCUUAGUGUUUCCUCUUUCUACUGGGCCAGAAAAAUCCUCAGGGUUGCAGUUGGUUGAGUGGGCAGUUGACAUAUGCAUGUUGCAACAGAUUUUGUCUCUAAGUUAGCAAUGUGUUAUUUCCAACUUUUAAGGUGAGAUUUUAGAGAUGCUAUAAAAGGGAUAAGAUAAGGAAAUAGCAAGAUUUUUAAGUAGUGUGUUUGUGAAGAAAGACUGAUCCUGUUUUACAACUGCCUGUUUUUUCUCCAGACCCUUUUUUCCAGCCAGCUUGACUAUUAGAAAAGUAUGAAACUGGUUGGGUUUUAUUUAAUAUUUUUAAUAUAUUGAGAAGCAUGGUCUGCCUGGACUGCACUUCUCUAACAGUGAGAUGUAAAAUUGUGCAGCUAUUUUAAAAGUUGUAUAUAUAAUAAGUGUGUAAAAAAACCUGUAAAAACAAAAACAGGACAAAGGGGUUGCUUUGUUCUAGUUCAAUUUCUUAAAAACCACUACAUGGUACAAAAUUAGAAUAACAUUUAGGGAAAAUUAGGUAACUACAAAGAAGAGGAUUAAGAGGAGAUGUGCUGUAUUGGCUCAUUUUUAAAUUAAUUUGGCUUACAGUUUCCAUAGCUAUUACAGUCUGGUUAUUUUUCUUUUAAUGAUCAAAAUUAUUGUAAAGAUCCUUCAGUCUCUUGAGUUUAAGAUUGAGGGAAGGCAAAUCUAUUUCUAAUCAUACAUGUAUCAGUAGUAAUAAGAAUAAUGUGCAUCUUAUAGUAUCUGGUUUUAUUUUUUGGCCUUCUGAGAAAGUAUCUCAUAACAACACAGAACAUUGCCAUUUGCUCUUACAGGCCUCAAAUAUGAAAGCUGUUAGUCACAGACCUAAGGAAGAGAAUUAAUGGUCCUUUUACUUUGUAAUUUCAUAAUGCUAUAGAUAUUAUAAUUUUUUUUUUUAAUUUUAUAUUGUUUACAUCAUGGCAACAAAUCUAAGCCUCAGACUCUUCAUUGGGGUUAUCAAGAAAAUGUUUACUCACCCACCUGAAACAGUGCCAGCCUGAACCCAGGUUAAGAAUGUUCUUAAUCUCAUCAUAGAUAAUUGCCCCCAUGGGACUUGAAAUAAAAUACCUUGUGCUGAAAACUUCAGGUUGGCAAUAUUUUGAAGGUUUCAUUGUAGAAGAGCUUGACAUUAGUUUUUGACUAAUAAAUCUGAUUUCACUAAUAUUCUUGAGUUAAUCUAACAUACAUGAGCAGAGAUUUUCUUUUGUUAUAAGAGAAACAAACAUCCUUCCGUAUGAAAGUAUAAAUGUAUGGUUUCAGAUGCAUCUUUGUGAUAAGAAUUGACUAAGGCAGAUGAAAUCUUUGCCUUUUAGGUUAUUGCUGUGCGUAAUUUUGUUUUGAAUCUAAUCAAAUUAGAGAUACCAAGCAGCUGGCUGGGGUUCUUGGGUUGCUCCCUGAGAGUUAUGCUUAUCAGUACUCUCAUGAAGCAGGGGAUUUCAGCCAUGAACAAAGAUUUAUUUUUGCCACCUGACAGGUUUACAAAUAUUUAUUGUGUAUUUGGUAUGUUGCUUAAAGGUGAAAUCCGUUAAAAGUCCUUUUCAAUAUCCAUGUCAAGAAGAAACCUCCUGAAAAACCAUAUUUAAUAGUACAGAGUAAGACUAUAUGUUAAAUGUAUUAGAGAAUAUAGCUGCUACAGAAAUUGAUUUUUCUUGGUGUAGAACAACUCAAUUUAAUUGGCAAAGUUUAAAAUUUAAAGAAAACUGGUUCAGGAUGAAGAUUGAUAAAUGAUAAAACAAUAAAGUCCCUUAUGUGCUUGGUCUUUUUUCAGGGUAUGAUAUAGCCAAUUCCAAGAGCGUUUGCGAGAGUUUUGUUUAUAAAUUCUGUUUUGUCUUAUUAGUAAACAUUCAUUUGUAACAAAGUUUUGAAGGUGCUGAAUGGAAAACAGAAACAUGGGGUUAUUGCACAUUGAACCUAGAAUCAAAUAAUUGCCUAAAUAUUUAACAAAAAGCCAUUCUUAUCUCAAAACUGAAAUUCUCUAAUAUGCUAUUUGCAAUUUUAUAGAAUGGAGGUUCAUAUUUAGAAUGAGCAUCAGGGGAAUGAAGAACCUUCAUUUGUAACUUGGUAAAGUAUUUUAUUACUGGAUACCAAUAGCUGUACAGAGAAUAUUAAACCAAACUAUUACAAUGUUCAAGGAAAAGGAAUCUCUUUUUCGUUGGUGCUGAGAGAGCAUUCAGGUAGAAGAUGUUGCACCUGAAAGUUGACUGUCAGUCAUCUAAACCAGUGGUUCUCAAACUUAGCUGUACUUUGGAGUCAUCUACAUUUUGAAAAAUCUUGAUGCUUUUAGGGUCUCAUACCCUAAAAUUCUGAUGUUGUUCUGAUGUUGGACAUGGUCAUAAGGAUUUUUUUAAGCUUCCUAGGUGAUUUCAAUAUGCUGCUAAGGUUGAGUUUUAAAUUCACCUUAAGUUUUCUCAUCUGCAAAAUUAAAAAAAAAAAAAAAAAAUCCCUGCUCCCUUCACUACCUCACAAGUAUAUUGAGGGUAAAGGAGAAAAUAAUGGGAAAGUACUUGUGUGAUGGAUAAAAAGUGCUAUUGAAAGGCAAAGUAGUAUUUGUUGUAUUUCAACUGAAACUAUGAUCAGGAAAGAAAAAUAUGUAAUUGAAUUUACUUUGUUGACUUGGGAAACCGGGAGCGUUCUCUUUGGUUCUUAACUUUAGUGAAGCAUGCAGAUGUGCAAACACUCAAUACUAUUAUUCAUACUAUGGUCUUCUGUCAUACUUGAGAUAGGCUGUUUUAAUUAUCUGGUUCUACAUAGGAAAGAAACAUUAAGGCUUAAAUUCUGUAAUGGCCAAUGGCUCACAAUUCAUUAAAACUUUUCAUACAAGGA
This is a messenger RNA of Leopardus geoffroyi (Geoffroy's cat), 3864 nucleotides long. RefSeq names its product F-box protein 45 (gene FBXO45). Gene Ontology annotation, cellular component: synapse; SCF ubiquitin ligase complex. Gene Ontology annotation, biological process: proteasome-mediated ubiquitin-dependent protein catabolic process; synapse assembly involved in innervation. The transcript is spliced from 3 exons. Gene Ontology annotation, molecular function: protein binding. Bases 1 to 858 code for a protein of 285 amino acids. The record is from RefSeq and is a predicted model, not a curated record. NCBI's taxonomy places the organism in Eukaryota, Metazoa, Chordata, Mammalia, Carnivora, Felidae.